This is a messenger RNA of Mugil cephalus (flathead mullet), 2448 nucleotides long. It is a transcript of the gene tmem106a, whose product is annotated as transmembrane protein 106A. The transcript has 8 exons. The record is from RefSeq and is a predicted model, not a curated record. Bases 158 to 892 code for a protein of 244 amino acids. Lineage: Eukaryota; Metazoa; Chordata; Actinopteri; Mugiliformes; Mugilidae.
GUGUUCCUCCCACUAGAUUCUAGCUUUGUUGAAGCAGCUGCUCGACUCUCUCUGACAGACCCUCUGUUUUAUGACCAUUGGUGAAUUUUAUGUCUCCUCAUCAGGAGAUAUUUGCAGUUAAAACUGAAGGCUGGACAUUUACCUUCGAUAAAGCAUCAUGGUUAGGCCUGGCCACAGCAACAAAACUACAGAGGACCCUAAUUGUACAGAAGGGAGGGAGACGACGAAAACACUGAAGUACUUUCCUCCGUAUGGUUCCAUCAGUGGAAACGCCACAGGAGACACCUGUCCAACAUGCCGAGGCACCGGACGAAUUCCCAGAGGCCACGAAGACCAGCUUGUUGCUGUAAUACCAUGUAAUGAUGUGAGACUGAGACCCAGACGCACGAAGCUGUACGUUUUCAUCUCCAUGGUCGUGUGUCUCCUCCUUUGCUGCCUGAUUCUGUUUUUCUUCUUCCCGCGGAGCAUCACCCCGACGCCAGUGUCUGUGCUGUCAGUAAUGGUCUACUUCACCCCAGACGCAGUUGAAAUGCAAGUGACAAAUGUCAUCAACAUCUCCAACGAGAACUUUUUCCCAGUAGAGAUUGCACAGUUUACCAUGCAGGGGCUGAUUGCUGACAUAGUCAUGGGUAAGACCAAGUUAUCCAAUAUGACGGCCAUCCAGCCCCGAUCACAGAAAUCAUACACCAUUGAAAUUGACCUGCCUCUGACAGACAAAGGCUUAGUGGCUUACUGCAAGUCAAGCUCUUUCAAGAUUCACACGUUAUUUCUGGAGCUGCAAAUGACGAUGAAUAUUUCCUACAUGGCUCACACAGAGCAGCUCUCUCUGCAGACAUACGAGUAUAUCGACUGUGGCACCAAUUCAACGAUCCCUCAUCCCGUGAGCGGGUGAAAUCCAAAUGAAAAGGCGCCGCACCUUUAUUCCCUUUGUAUUUCAUCUGAAUAUGUGAGUGACAGCCACUGUGACGAUACGUCUCAUCUCAUUGUUCUGUAUGUCGUUAAGAGCACGCUGUGAGAUUACUAUUAAUCACUACAAUGUCGUUUAGAUAUACCACAUGCAUUGGCAAGGAUAAUUUUUGCUAAUUUCUGUGUGAUAUCUGUGAGUUAAUCACAACAAUAAAUGCCUCAUAAUGUGCAAUUCAAAAUGUAGUAACAGUAUUUUGUAGUUGUAAAUAUCACAUAUGUGUUUUUUUAAGGAGAUUUGGGAGAUUUCUUUUAAGGUUAAUUUUUGUGUUUUCAGAUGUUGACCUCUUUUUUUCAUUUGCACUUUAUUAUAAUGUGACAUGUGUUAGAUCGUCUUUAUUUCCUCUUUUUUUUUCACCCCUUGCUUCACUGGUGUGGUUUUAUACUUCAGUGACGGACGUUAAAGACAAGUUAAAAUAAACUUUUCAACCAUUCAAGGGAAGGACGAAGGAAAUCCACUGGUUGGUUUUACUUAAAUCCAUUACAAGGCUAAAUACCGCACUUAAGUAAAAGUAUGUUGUUAUAAUUUGGGGAUUUUAUUUAAAUAUUUACAGUAUGGGUGGAAAAAAUUAAAGGAUUAUCUUAUGCAUACAUGUGAAGAACAUGUCAAUGCUGAAACAGAUUGAGAUUAUAGAAAUAAUGUUUAACCAUUUUAAUAAAUCUGAUACUAAUUUCAGUUGAAACAGGGUCAUAAAUUAUUAUUUUCGUCAUGAUAAAUGUAUAUAUUUUUUAUUAUUAACAGCCUUAAAAUGUGAGAAAUGGGCACAGAGUAUUUGGAAUUUGUAUGAAACAGAUUCAGUCGUGAUUGUAAUAAUCUGUUGUGUAGUUUAAUGUUCAUAUGUUAUUGUUAAGUGAAGCUCUCAGUUUGAUUCCACCACUGAGAAUUACACAUACUGAUCUUAAUGAGACACUUUUAUUUUUAUUCUUUUGAUCACCACGACUCGGGAGUGACCCGAGAAUAUUUCCUCCAGUUCUGUAACAGUUCGUUUGUACACAAGGUGGCGCCAAAGCGUUAUUACACGGCACAAGUACAAGGCUAUACUGCAUGUGAAGAAGGCAAUUUUUGUUUGAUUGUAUGAAUCUUUAUCAAAAGGAAAAUGAUGAAAGGGAUGUUUAUAUUGUAGCAUAGAUUUAUGUUUGACAUGUUGCUCUUGUAUGUGUCUGUGAAGUUUCUCGUUCAUCUAGGUCAUGUUUUAUUGCAAAAUAAAGCUUAACCAAGAAGCUUAGUUUAAAAAUUGAGUCUGUAAUGACCUGAUACUCAGAUGAAAGUGAAGAAUGUUGUUCAGAUUAACCUGUUCUGAUUUGUUCUGUGUUUUGUUUUUUUGACUCGUUUUCAAGAAAACCCCAAGCAUGUUCAGUUGUGUUGUUUUGUUUUAACUUUGUUUUCAGAUACUCUUACACUUACAUUGUGUAUUUGUGUGUUUAUCAUUCAUUUCUCUGUGGAAUACAAAGGAAUUCCAGUGAUGCUGGCAUGUACUCAUUGAA